Messenger RNA from Ochlerotatus camptorhynchus, 1134 nucleotides. Its product is annotated as acylphosphatase-2-like. NCBI's taxonomy places the organism in Eukaryota, Metazoa, Arthropoda, Insecta, Diptera, Culicidae. Gene Ontology annotation, molecular function: acylphosphatase activity. The coding region runs from base 331 to 642 and encodes 103 amino acids. The transcript has 3 exons. The record is from RefSeq and is a predicted model, not a curated record.
GCUAACAAAUUCUAAUUACCGCACCGGACCGGCAACCAGUCGCAUUUUGGCAGUCGUAAGCGUUCGACGAUCGACAGAAGGAAAAUCAGUUCGGUACUAUCUUAUCCGACGGUGGAGCCCAUCGAUAUCGGUGAUCAGUGAAAGUGCAAAAGAAAAGAUAUUUUUAGUCCGUUUGAAGACACUGCGAAGACAAAAAGGACAAUCAUUCGGUGGCGCAAACGUUCGAGAAUCUAGUGCAUCAAGUGGAUUGUUUCUAGAACAUUCAAGCGAUUGAGCUUGAGAUUAUUUCAAGUGCAAACAGAACUUCAGUGAACAACAACACAACACAUAAUGGGUGUCCAGGACGUCCAGGAUCACGUGCCUGUGCAGUGCGAUUUCGAAAUUUUCGGACAGGUGCAAGGAUGUGGAUUCACAAAACACUGCAGAGACAACUGCAUAGCACUCGGCAUCAAGGGAUGGGUGAAAAACUCCAAACAGGGCACAAUCAUGGGCAAAAUGCAGGGAGCCAAGGGAGACGUCAACAAAAUGGUCGACUGGCUAUCGAAAACCGGCUCACCUGGCUGCAAGAUCGACAAAGCGGAAUUCACCAACUGGGGCACACUGUCCCGGUAUGCGUUCACAGACUACGCUAUUAGAUUCUAAGGACCCCCGAAAAUCCGCUUGGCUUAAUUUUAAAAUAGAACCAUGAUAGCAACCGGCAGCGUUAGGACGAUGUCUGGUGCUAACUUGUGCAAACAAAACUGUGGCUAAUAAUGUAAAUGUCAAUCUCCAGAUGAAAUGAUAAAUAUUGCUAAUUAGUAUAGCAACUGAUAACAUUAAUAAUUGCUAUCAUCGAGGGAUUUUAAACUAAAACUGUGCUGUAAUUGUAUGUAUAUUUGUCACAACUAGAACAUAUUUUUCUUUAUUUACGCGUGUAUAAAGCAAACCAGCAAAACCAAAACAUCGAUUAAUCGAUUCGAAUACCGGUAUCGGAACAGGCAGUGAAAAUGAAAGGCUUUAUUACCUAAUUCAACACUUUUUUCGGGCCCGAAAGAACCUUCUAGAUGACAGCGCUGUCUAGCUUUUAAGUUCGACAUAUUUAAUUUACCAUAGAGGAUGAGAUUAUUAAUAAAUACAAAGAUCUAUUACAACUUA